UGGCUCUGCUCUGGGCGGUGGCCCUGGUGGUGUCUGUUGGACCACUACUGGGCUGGAAGGAACCAGUGCCCCCGGAUGAGCGUUUCUGCGGCAUCACCGAGGAAGUUGGCUAUGCUGUCUUUUCAUCCGUGUGCUCCUUCUACCUGCCCAUGGCGGUGAUCGUAGUCAUGUACUGCCGCGUGUACGUGGUCGCGCGCAGCACCACGCGCAGCCUCGAAGCAGGCAUCAAGCGGGAGCCUGGCAAGGCCUCCGAGGUGGUACUGAGGAUCCACUGUCGCGGUGCAACUGCUAGCACCAAAGGAACCCAAGGGACACAGAGUAGCAAGGGCCACACCUUGCGCAGCUCGCUCUCUGUAAGGUUGCUCAAGUUUUCCCGCGAGAAAAAGGCUGCCAAGACGCUGGCCAUCGUCGUGGGAGUCUUCGUCCUGUGCUGGUUCCCCUUCUUCUUCGUCCUGCCACUGGGUUCUCUGUUCCCGCAGCUGAAACCAUCAGAGGGCGUCUUCAAGGUCAUCUUCUGGCUGGGCUACUUCAACAGCUGUGUGAAUCCGCUCAUCUACCCCUGCUCCAGUCGCGAGUUCAAGCGCGCCUUCCUCCGCCUCUUGCGCUGCCAAUGUCGCCGCCGCCGCCGCCGCCUCUGGCGCGUCUACGGCCACCACUGGCGAGCCUCAACAGGCGAUCAGCAUCCCGACUAUGUCCCCAGCCCGCGAGUCGCGCCCCCGGGAGCUCCCCUGGCCCUCACUGCACACCCAGGCCCAGGCUCCGCAGACACGUCCGAGGCGCAGGUUCCGGUCUCCGGGCGUCGAAAGCCAGCCUCCGCCCUCCGGGAGUGGAAGCUGCUCGGGCCACUGCAGAGACCCACGACUCAGCUGCGCGCGAAGGUGUCCAGCCUGUCCCACAAGAUCCGCUCUGGAGGCGCACGGCGCGCGGAGGCUCCGUGCGCCCUGCGCUCGGAGGUAGAGGCAGUGUCUCUAAGCGUUCCCCAAGAUGGGGUAGAGGCUGUCAUCUGCCCUGCCUAUGAGCCAGUCGACUAUAGCAAUCUCCGGGAAACUGACAUUUAAGGACCGAGACCCAGGCUGGGGGGUGGGGGGAAGGGGAUGUGCUGGAGACAGGGGUGAGGUGCUUUGAGGGAUGCCUUUGGAUCCAGAGCUCUGGCCAGGGACCGCAUCACUUCGUAGGUGAUGGGUUAUGGCGCCCCCUACUGGACAUAGGUGCCCAGAGCUCUUCUGGAAGUGAGACUGCUGGAUUCACUCUUCUCAGCCAGUUGGAGAAACUGCUUAGUCAGCUGGUCUUGAAGUCUAGGUGUGGUCACUCGCCUUGGGGAAGAAGAGGUACAGAUCCGUGCUCUGCUGCUUCCAGGAAGAAGAUCAGUAGACAGUUUCUACUCCUCCUGCCACCCGGAGGAAGUCAGUGGACCCUACCGUAGGACCUGCCAUACUGCGAGCUUUGGUGGCCUAUUGGAUGCCCGCCGUACAAAUCUGUUGUUUUUCGUCCUAGGCCCACGGCCUCCUCCCCACAUUCCUAACCUGUAUGCACCCUUCACCUGGCUGAGCCCUCACUAUUUCCCCCAGGGGCCUUACUGUUUACACUCUGUACAUAAUUCAUUGUGCCUGUCUGUGCCCAUCACUUCUCACUGGGAUUCCAGGCUGCCGACAGGGGAGAGCCAGCCUUAUUUAUCAUUUUGAAACCUAUUUAUUGGUAAGAGUACUUCUAUUUUGUUCA
Molecule: messenger RNA, 1719 nt
Organism: Myodes glareolus (Bank vole)
Lineage: Eukaryota; Metazoa; Chordata; Mammalia; Rodentia; Cricetidae
Gene: Adra1d
Product: adrenoceptor alpha 1D
Biological process (GO): phospholipase C-activating G protein-coupled receptor signaling pathway; adenylate cyclase-activating adrenergic receptor signaling pathway; cell-cell signaling
Cellular component (GO): plasma membrane
Molecular function (GO): alpha1-adrenergic receptor activity
Source: RefSeq, a predicted model, not a curated record